Messenger RNA from Thyridium curvatum, 1104 nucleotides. RefSeq lists its product as uncharacterized. Gene Ontology annotation, molecular function: asparaginase activity. The record is from RefSeq and is a predicted model, not a curated record. The transcript has a single exon. Lineage: Eukaryota; Fungi; Ascomycota; Sordariomycetes; Thyridiales; Thyridiaceae. The coding region runs from base 1 to 1104 and encodes 367 amino acids.
AUGUUGUCUCUCACCUCAGCACUGCUCGCCCUCCAGGGCCUUGGGCUCGUGGCGGCUGCACCGUACGUCCACAACACCGUGCCCGAGCUCUCGACCCGGGAUGCUCCCCGUUACAAUGCCAGCCUUCCCAACAUCACCAUCUUUGCCACGGGUGGCACGAUCGCCGGCAGCGCCGCCGACAUCACCCAGACCACCGGCUACCAGGCCGGCGCCCUCGGCGUCGACAUCCUGAUCAAGGCGGUGCCCGAGCUCUGGAACGUCUCCAACGUCCGGGGCGUCCAGGUCGCCAACCUCGACUCGGGCAUGAUCACGCCGUCCAUCCUGGUCAACCUCAGCAGCCAGAUCCAGGCCGAGCUGGACAGCCCCUACUGCCAGGGCGUCGUCGUCACGCACGGCACCGACACGCUCGAGGAGUCGGCCUUCUUCCUCGACCUGACGGUCCGCAGCGACAAGCCCGUCGUCGUCACCGGCGCCAUGCGGCCCGCCACCGCCCUGAGCGCCGACGGGCCCAUCAACCUCCUGUCCGCCGUCACCGUCGCCGCCGCCCCGGCCGCCCGGGGCCGCGGCGCCCUCGUCGUCCUCAACGACCGCAUCGCCAGCGCCUGGUACGUGACCAAGACCAACGCCAACGCGCCCGACACCUUCAAGUCGUACGAGAUGGGCUACCUGGGCGUGCUCAUCGACAUCAAGCCCAUCUUCUACUUCCCGCCCGCCUGGCCCGUCGGCAAGAGGCAGUUCAACAUCACCGCCGCCACGGUGCUGCCCCAGGUCGACGUCCUCUACGGCUACCAGGCGCUGAACCCCGGUCUGGCCUCCGCCGCCGUGGCCUCGGGCGCCAAGGGCCUCGUCAUGGCCGGCAUGGGCGCCGGCGGCUGGACCGAGGCCGGCCGCGCCGUGCUCAAGCAGCUGGCGGCCAGCAACGGCACGCACAUCGUCGACUCGCGCCGCACGAUGGACGGCUACGUGGAGCCCGACUCCUCCAACACGUACUACUACGCCGGCGGCUUCCUCAACCCGCAGAAGACGCGCAUCCUCCUGCAGCUGGGCAUCUACGCCAACUACAACGCGACCGGCUUCAAGUCCCUGUUCGAGUUUGAUUCCUGA